AUGUCAGGAUCUAAGAUUCCACUUUUCAAAAUGAAGGACCUGAUACUGUUCCUGUGCCUUCUGAAAAUUAGUUUUGCAGUGCCGGCAUUUCCUCAGCAGCCUGGGACACCGGGUAUAGCACCACCAGGCAUGGCUAGUUUGAGCCUUGAGACAAUGAGACAGCUGGGAAGUCUGCAGGGAUUAAAUGCACUUUCUCAGUAUUCUAGAUUUGGCUUUGGGAAAGCACUGAAUACUUUGUGGUUGCAUGGUCUUCUUCCACCACAUGCCUCUUUUCCAUGGAUGAGACCAAGAGAACAUGAAACUCAACAGUAUGAAUAUUCUUUGCCUGUGCAUCCCCCACCUCUCCCAUCACAGCCACCCCUGCAUCCUCAACAGUCAGGACUGAAACCUUUCCUCCAGCCCACUGCUGCAACUGCCUUCCAGGCCACAGCCCAGAAGGGAGGGCCUCAGCCUCCAAUGCACCCAGGACAGCUGCCCUUGCAAGAUGGAGAAAUACCAGCGCUUCAGCAACAAGUGGCACCAUCAGAGAAGCCACCAACACCUGAGAUCCCAGUGAUGGAUUUUGCUGGCCCAGAACUUCCAACAGUGUUCCAUUUAGCCCGUUUGAUAUCUAGGGGGCCAAUACCACAAAGUAAACAAUCUACGCUUUAUCCAGGAAUGUUUUACAUGUCAUAUGGAACAAAUCAACUGAAUGCCCCUGCCAGGCUUGGCUUCAUGAGUUCAGAAGAAAUGCCCGGAGCUAGAGGCCCCAUGGCCUAUGGAGCUAUGUUCCCAGGAUUUGAAGGCCUGAGACACAGUCUUAGAGGAGUUCACCCCAAUCCAGCCCUGGGUGGAGAUUUUACUCUGGAAUUUGACUCCCCAGUGUCUGUAACCAAAGGCCCUGAGAAGGGAGAAGGAGGUGCACAAGGCUCCCCACUUCAGGAGGCCAACCCAGAAAAUCCAGAAAACCCAGCACUCCUUUCACAGAUAGCAACUGGUGCCCAUGCAGGGCUCCUUGCUUUCCCUGAUGACAACAUUCCCAGCCUGGCAAGGGGUCCUGCAGGGCAGAGGCAGGGACCCCCUGGGAUCACGCCAGCAACUGCUGACCCACUCAUGACCCCUGAAUUAGCUGAAGUUUAUGAGACUUAUGCUGGUGAUGUUACCACACCCCUGGGUGAGGGAGAAGUAACCAUGGAUACCACAAUGUCCCCAGACACUCAGCAAACAUUGAUGCCAGGAAACAAAGUGCACCAACCCCAGAUGAUGCAUGAUGCGUGGCGUUUCCAAGAGCCCUGA
Molecule: messenger RNA, 1275 nt
Organism: Castor canadensis (American beaver)
Lineage: Eukaryota; Metazoa; Chordata; Mammalia; Rodentia; Castoridae
Gene: Ambn
Product: ameloblastin
Biological process (GO): odontogenesis of dentin-containing tooth; cell adhesion
Molecular function (GO): structural constituent of tooth enamel; growth factor activity
Source: RefSeq, a predicted model, not a curated record